AUGCCGCGCAGAAAAGCCGCCGACCGUACGGGACCGGUGAAAACCCGGUCUCGUAGCGGCUGUCAAGAAUGCCGGACUAGUCGAGUGAGAUGUGAUACCAAGAAGCCUGCUUGUACACGAUGCUGGGAGAAGAGGCUCCCAUGCACGACGGGUCUCGUCCUUAAAUGGGAGUCCGAGUUUGCCAGUCGUGGUGUGGCGUUUGGCCGCGCAGGAGUAUGGAACAAAGCCAGAUCAGAUGGAAGUCAAUCUGGAGCCUCACUUCCUUCUACCCCGGGGCUAUCCUCAGAUGAGAUGAGUCAGUGGUGUCUACUACCGAAAAUUCAGCCAUGGGCAUUCCUCAACAGUGGAAGAGGGACAUAUGAGCAUCCCAACGAUGUGGAUGUGGUCUUGAAUGAUUCAAAUAGGCUUUCACUGGCUCUUCGCAAUGGUCCAAGCGAUCUUUUUGUUGCUUCACUUCCUGAGACUAGCAUUAGACCGGCUCUAUCAUUGUUCCCGCAAGCAUCACUGGUUGGACACGGGGAACUUCUGGACUAUUACCUCCGACAGGUUUGUCCUCGUACCAGCGCCAGCUCGACCAUGUCUUCGCCGUUUGCCUCUGUUAUUUUGCCGUUCAGUGUUUCUGGCUCGCCUACACUUUUCAAAGCUAUUCAAGCGCUGGGCGCUAGUCAUUGGUCUCGAGUUGAUCCCUCAUACGCUGUGCUUGGCCUUCGUUUAAAGUCUGAAACAUUGAGGGAUCUCCGAUGUCGUUUAUCAAGGGAAGGGCCACUUGCCUGUAGUGCCGAUCCCGAAGUUUUGGUGAUAAUGAUGAUGCUAUGUCUUUAUGAGAUCGCAGACAAAUGUGACCAACAGUGGGUCAUCCACCUUAAGGGCGCCAAAGACUUGAUUCGAUUGAGGAGACAGCGCACAAUUGAAUUCCCGGAGGAAUCAAGUGCCCUCGAACCCGCUUCCGACUUUGCUGAGCAUUUCUUUGCCUUCCAAGAUGUUAUAGGGCGGACCGCCUGUGCGAAGGAAAGUUUAUUUGGGAGUGACUAUUGGAAGGCGGAGGAUCGCAAUAUCGAUACUUGGAUGGGCUGUAGCCCUGAAUUGGUCUCGAUUCUUUUGAAAAUUACUGAUAUGAGUGGCGCUCGGCGACAGCUUAAUUCGGACUCUGCCCGGGACUCUUUUCAUGCUCGAGCGAAGUCCAUUGAGUAUCAACUCGAACAUCUAAUUCAAGAGGUUGGCGAUGGGAGCGAGAGCGAUGACACCCUCGCAUCCGCUGCAGAGGCCAAGCGACUAGCGACAUUGCUUUAUCUACACUGCGGCCUUUAUGGGGCUGGUCCUACUACACCGUUGGUUGUGGACUACGUGCAUCAGAUCCUACGAUUGGUGUCUGGUCAGUUGGAUCGAGGAAUUCCGGCUGGUGUGACAUGGCCUCUUUUUGUGGCGGCCGUUGAACUCGACCCGUCGCAUGAUGAGCUAUGGUCUACUGCUGAUGGGCCUGUCUUCGGUCGCUCAAUGAUUCUCCGCGCAUUGGCAUCUAUGGCGGGGUCAACGAUAUCAAAUAUUGCCCGCACAAGGGCUGUGAUUGUACAGGUUUGGCAGGCUCGCGAUCAAGAUCUGCUCAAGACACCACAAUUGAAUGGGCUGAACGACUGGGAGUGGUAUGUCGUGCCAGUAAGUGAUGCAAUGAGCUUGGCAUAA
Molecule: messenger RNA, 1680 nt
Organism: Penicillium angulare
Lineage: Eukaryota; Fungi; Ascomycota; Eurotiomycetes; Eurotiales; Aspergillaceae
Product: Zn(II)2Cys6 transcription factor
Exons: 1
Coding region: 1-1680 (559 amino acids)
Biological process (GO): positive regulation of transcription by RNA polymerase II
Cellular component (GO): nucleus
Molecular function (GO): DNA-binding transcription factor activity, RNA polymerase II-specific; zinc ion binding; transcription cis-regulatory region binding
Source: RefSeq, a predicted model, not a curated record